Camellia sinensis is the source of this 1256-nucleotide messenger RNA. Lineage: Eukaryota; Viridiplantae; Streptophyta; Magnoliopsida; Ericales; Theaceae. The record is from RefSeq and is a predicted model, not a curated record.
CAUACUCUUCACCUCUCUCAUCUCAUCACUUUCCUCCAUUCAACUCAACUCCUUCUUCAUCAUUCUCAAACUCAAUCAUGUCCCAUGAUCAGCAAAACCAGCCUGGCAUUGCAUCUUCUUCAUCAUUCUCAAACUCCAUCAUGUCUCAUGAUCAGCAAAACCAGCCCGGCAUUGUAUCCAAUCCUGACGGUACGUAUACACGGUUGAUACAAUUACCAAGCACCCCAGCCACACCCGAUCGCAACACCCACUCUCCUGUUCUCUCCAAAGACCUUCCUCUAAACCCUAAAAACCAAACAUGGCUCCGAAUUUAUCUCCCCAAACAAGCCCUUGACAAACCAUCCACCACCCCCAAUCUCAUGCUCAACCUUCCUGUAAUAGUUUACUUUCAUGGCAGUGGCUUUGUCUUCACGAGCGCAGCCUCAACCAUCAACCAUGACUUCUGUGUCAAACUUGCCGCCGACCUCUCUGCCGUAAUCGUCUCCGUCGACUACCGUCUUGCUCCCGAACACCGCCUACCCGCUGCCUACGAGGACGCUGUCGAGACCUUGCAGUGGCUUAAAACCACCCAAGAGAGGUGGCUAACUCAAUUUUGUGAUUUUUCAUGUUGUUUUCUCAUGGGCACUAGUGCUGGUGCCAACAUAGCCUACCAUGCAGGGCUACGUGCAACCCAAGUUAUUGAUGAUCUUCGGCCCUUGAAAAUCAAAGGGUUGAUUUUGCACCACCCGUUUUUCGGUGGGUCAGAGCGGGUCAGGUCAGAGCUUGGGUUGAUUAAGGACCCGUUUUUGACAUUAUCCGGGACUGAUUUUAUGUGGGAGUUGUCAUUACCCAUCGGUUCAGAUCGUGAUCAUGAGUAUUGCAAUCCAACGGUGGGCAGUGGGUCGAGUCAACUACAGCAGAUCCAGUUGGCGGGUUGGCAGGUCUUGGUGACGGGUUGUAAUGAUGACCCGUUGAUUGACCGUCAGAUGGAGUUUGCAAAUAUGUUGAAGGAGAAGGGUUUAAGGACAGUGACCCACUUUGGUGAAGAUCACCACGGGAUUGAGCUAUUUGUGGAGUCUAAAGCUAAGGAUCUGUUUGUUAUUCUACAAAAUUUUAUUACUUCAUCGUGAUUGGAGGGGAAGGUAGUUCAUUUUAAAAAAGAAGAAGAUAAUUAUCGAGUAAUAAAGGUUGUACAUUAUACAUCUUACUUGAAAACAUUAUAAUAAAGAUUGUAUAAUAUUUUUAAAAUUUCUUAAUAUUUACUGUGAGAAGUUUAU